AUGUUGUUUUUGGAGCCUUUGUGGAAAGUAUUCCCUGCCUUUCGGAAAGAGGACAUUGAUAGAGUAUUUAAUGAGCAGCAUUAUGGCAAUGUCAAUCGAGUAUGGAUGGGUUCUGGCCUUAUUGUUGUUAGCACAGAUGGAGGACAACGACUUCAUACAAUUUGUACGCAACCUGUCUCAUCCCUUAUGUCAAGCUCUCAUUGGUCCAUCAGCAUUCAGUUGGAGCAAGCAGUUCUUGAUGUUCUUAUCUCCUCAGCUUCAGGCAAUUCAGACAUCAUCACCAAUUUGUAUGUGGUCCAGUCCAAUGGCUCAGUGCAGUGCUGGCAACUGGGCCAAGAGAACUAUGCAUGGAAAUGCAUUUACCGGUUAAGUAUCCAGACCACUGGGAUGAGGCUGCUUUCUCCAAGUGAUUGUGUAACAGAAGUGCCAUCAUCUCAGUCAAUUGUUCUCACUAAUGUCUGUCUGUUAGUUGACCAUAACAUUUUGUUUUGGUGUGAAAGGAAUGGUCCAAGGUCACACAGAAGUCAUUCUAUCUACAAAGUACAACUUCCAGGUUGUGGUGAUGACAUAAAUUCUCUGGGAAAACACAUUGAGCAAACUGAAAUUCUUCGCAACUGUCCACCAUGUUCUCUUCUGACAUUCAAACAUAGUAUCUUGAUUGUGCCUGAAGAAAUGAUGAAUGGCAGUGCACCUUUUGGGAUCAUCUACACCCCAAUGGAGGAAUCUUGUACACUCAUCUUCGGCAAGAAACUUGUGCAGCAUCAAGUUUUCGUCAAAUCAGGAGAACCUCUCAGCUUCAAAUCUCUCCUUAUGCAAUAUCAAAAAGAACUGAGAAAGACCAUGUCUCAGUUUCCUGCUGUGUUAGGCUCGGUGUUCCAUCCAGUGAACAAUCAACUUCAUAUUAUACAUCAAGGGGGACAACUUGUGACCUGGCUAGAACCAACCGCAGCCACGAAAGAAAUGCAGUGCAGGCAUCUUUGCAAUUUUAGGGGAGUUGACCCCAAAGCCAAGUGGCUACUUUCUUAUACAUACCUCAUGGCUACGUCAGCAAAUGAAGCUCGAAUUUGGAGUUUGGUGACUGGAGAGAGUUUUCCUCUGAUGAGUAUCCCAGAACGGUUAGGAACAUUUGUCUUGCAGAAUUCCAUGCAACUCUCUGGCCUAUUCACCAAGAAAAACAUCUUCAUCUGUCAGAAAAAGGCUGAAGAAUACAAAACAGAUUGCUUACCCCAAGGAAAUCAGUAUCGGACAGAAGCACUAAAUGUUGCAGCUUUGGACCAGGAGAGAUGUAAAAAGCCAAGUGGAGAAACCCUGCACAAAUUGCAGAAUCUUCAGACAGAAUGGGCUGAUAAACGGUACCAGCAACCUACAACAAUGUACACACAACUUACAGAUCCGUUUUUGGACAGUUAUUGGCAAUUGGAAUCACUCUGGCAGAAUACGGUCAACUGUGAUGAACAGGUAACAAUAAUCCUUCCUCAACAUUUACAGACAAGACAAAUCCAAAUGAUGAUCCUUGCUUCACAACAGCCAAUGCUUGUCCUGAACAGUUUUAAAAACAUCCUUGACCUGGAGGCAGAUGUAAAUGAAAAAACUCUUCCCAUGUGGCAGUUCAUUCUUGGCCUUGAUAACAACGAUGCUGACAAAAUCAACAUCAACCUUCAGUUGUUUGAGACUUUGUGCCAAUUAUUCUUCAUUGAAGAUCCACAGUACCUGGUGAUAUUUGUUGACAAAGCUCAACUUGCCUACAAAUUCAACGUUGGAGUUGCUGCCUUCACUCGAGAAAGAAAUGUGAAAAAAGUUUAUGCUCAAGCCAAUGCUUGCCUGCCCCCACCAGAAGCCUCAAAACAUUUGUGGGAUGCUGUGGAGGCCAAAGUCCAGUUAAUUUUAAAAAGUGAAAGUGGCCAUUCAGCUCUAAAGGGCCAAGAUCUUCUCCUGACCUAUGACCACUGGGAGAGUGCUCUGUCACAUCUAAGACAGUGUAUUGAUGACAAACAGCUAUUCAGGCAGUUGCUCCAUUUCACACUAAAAGCCCUUGCCAAGGAAAACAUUUUGGAUAAAUACAUAGCAGACUUGAGUGGACUGUUAAGCGUCAGUGGAAAUAUUUCUCUGAUGGCCCUCAUCCAUGAGCUGAUGGACUCUACAAAUCGAGGGGAGACUCUCUUACCCACAUCCACUCAGAAAAGUUCAGAAAACAAAGUCACAGAGCCCCUGUUUGAGGACAGCCCUGAUAUUCCAUACAGUUGUUUGCAGAUGGCACUUUGCUCUUUGGACAGCAUGAGUCUGAAAAUGUCGCCAGCUGAUUCGACAGCAACAUUUGAUGAGGACUUAUCUCCAGAAAUCAAACUAGAGGAAAUCUAUCGAAUACCAAUUGAUGCUUGA
Acanthosepion pharaonis is the source of this 2379-nucleotide messenger RNA. NCBI's taxonomy places the organism in Eukaryota, Metazoa, Mollusca, Cephalopoda, Sepiida, Sepiidae. The record is from the annotation of a GenBank genome assembly.